UUCCCGCCCGAGCCCUGUGCGCAGCCAUCUCGCCGCCUGCCGCCGCCGUGGGAGGCUGCCGACCCGCACCCCUGUGAGCUGGAGCCCACGACGCUGCCUGGGCCAUGGACUCGAAGGUCAGCAAUGGCGCCAGCCCCCAGGAUGAGCGCACCACAAGCCUGCUGGUGUUCAGCUUCCUCCAGAGCUGCCCGCACUCCCGUUGCCGCCAGGAGCUGGAGAUGCUGGGCCACAAGCUGUCCGUGCGCGCGGCCCACGACGACGAGCUGCAGACGGAUGGCAACUGGUGCAGCCACUUCCGUCUUGAGGGGGCGGCAGAGACAGACUCUGAGACUCGGGAGGAAGUGGUCCGGGACAUCGCCAGGCAGCUCGCCCAGAUUGGGGACAGGAUGGAGUGCAGCAUCUGUCCGGGGCUGGUGGCUGGCCUGGCCGCGCAGUUCAGUAACUCGAGCCUGUCGGAGGAGGACAGGAGGCGGUGCCUGGCGGCCGCGCUGCAACAACUCACACAGCUCUACCCUGCGGAUGUGGACCGCGAGAAGACUCUGCUCCUGCUGACCAUGCUCGUGGCCAAAAAGGUGGCUGACCACUCGCCAGCUGUGCUCCAAAAUGUCUUUCACACCACAGUGACCUUCAUCAACCAGAACCUUCUCGCCUACGUGAGGAACUUAGUCCAAAACGAGAUGGACUGAAGGGACGACUCAACAAAAGUGCGACUGGUUACAACUUGAGAUGGUGACAGCGGUGUAGCUGUCUCCACAGAGAUGGAGCCUCGGCCACUUAAACGUGCUCAGAGAAGACAGGCACGAGGUGGCAGCUGUGUCUCUCUCACCAU
Molecule: messenger RNA, 829 nt
Organism: Aethalodelphis obliquidens (Pacific white-sided dolphin)
Lineage: Eukaryota; Metazoa; Chordata; Mammalia; Artiodactyla; Delphinidae
Gene: BID
Product: BH3 interacting domain death agonist
Exons: 6
Coding region: 105-686 (193 amino acids)
Biological process (GO): positive regulation of extrinsic apoptotic signaling pathway; apoptotic mitochondrial changes; positive regulation of intrinsic apoptotic signaling pathway
Cellular component (GO): cytoplasm; mitochondrion; cytosol
Source: RefSeq, a predicted model, not a curated record